This is a messenger RNA of Apis mellifera (honey bee), 3435 nucleotides long. Its product is annotated as mitotic apparatus protein p62. The record is from RefSeq and is a predicted model, not a curated record. The transcript is spliced from 9 exons. Bases 248 to 1843 code for a protein of 531 amino acids. Lineage: Eukaryota; Metazoa; Arthropoda; Insecta; Hymenoptera; Apidae.
AUAAUCGCAGCUCGGUCAGAGGCAGGUGGUGGUGGCUUGACCGACUUUUAAAGAAACCUUGGGGGGAGUUGGGCGGCAUCUUCAGUUAGACAUUGGACUCCGUCGAAGGCGAAGAGUCGGAAAAAAGAGCCGGAGGGUGCGACGCGAGGGAGACACGCUCGAUUAAUGAUAACGAUCGAUCGUCAAGAAAUUUUCCUCUGCUUUCUUCCUUUCUGCCUCCAUCACAGUGCACAGAACGAAAACGAAGAUGCGGCUGUCGAUGGUGGUCGAACUGUUGCUGAUUCUUCUUUUGGUCGCGUUCGCCGCUUAUGGCAGGGUGAUCGAGCGCGAUGGAAAAACGGAGGAGAGAUCAAUCGGGAAUGCGAGCGAGGAUAACCUUGGAAUAUCAACGCUGUCGUUGAAACAGGCGACCGACGACGUGAACAGAUAUUGCACCUGCAACGAGAACAUAUGUAAUUGUUGCAGAGACUUCCACAUACCUUUGGUGCAAUUACAAGGACCAGGAUGCGCGUCCCUGCAAUACAUACAAGGGGACAAUUUGGCCGUGCAACUUAGCUUCGGAGAUAACAUCUUAACCAGCACCAUCGUGAAUGGGAAAAAUCCGAAACCCGUUUGCGUCCCGUUACCAGGAGGAUUUACGAAAUUCUGCGGUAGAAUUUAUUCCAUUAAACGGGAUGCCAAGAAUCACUUCAAAGCCUGCCUUGGACUGGAGUUACAAUCGUCGACCGAACUCGAAGCUAGUUUACGCGUCAGCUGUUUCAGAUUUGGGCCGGACGGUCUCAAGUUACGUCCAGCGGAGCCGCUUCCCGUAGUGGAGACCGAGGUCCCGGAGGAAGACGACGACGACGAUUUCUUCGGCCUGGACUCGGACGAGGAUGAGGAAGACGACGACUCCGAGGAGGACACGCCGUUGGCCAACGCUGUCCCAGAUUCCUCCUCGGCGGAAGAGGACGAGGACGAGGACGAGGACGAGGACGUGCUCGGUUUCGGGGCACUUUUGGACAUCAUUACCGGCGAGGACGAAACAGCGACCAAGAGGCCGAAAGUAACCACCCCCGCGCCCCUCCUCCAAUUCACGAUCCCCAUUUUAACCAAGCCCACCGCUUCGCCUGUUUCUGUUAAUCCCAACGUCGGAGGUGACGUGGUCGCGAGCACCAACUCGGAAGAAUUCUCGAACGCGGAUGAAGAGAGCGUUGACGAAGCGGGUGACGGAUCCGUGGACACCGACACGACGAUUAAAGAGGCAACCGUGACGGAGCCCUCGAACAAGAUAGCGAAGCCGGAUAAGGCGCCGACCAAGAUAUUCGCGGUGUCGGAUACGAGUACGAAGAAGCCGAGCGUUACGAGUUCCAGCAUCAACGCGAUCGAGAACGAGGCGAACAAGAAGAGGAAACCUUUGAGGAAACCGGUGAAGGACGGCGAGGAGGACGAAGCCGAUGAUAUCUUAGGAGAUAGCUUGGACGACGAUGAUGACGACGACGACGACGAGGAUGAGGAGAUUUUGAGCGACGACGAGGACGAGGAUGAGAAGAACAGCGAAGAGGAGGAAGGCGAGAAGAACGAUGAGGACGAGGACGAGAAAGCUGAAAUCGAAGAUUUGGAUGAUGACGAUGACGAGGAAGAGGACGCGGUGAUCAGCGCGUUGGUUUACGACGAUAAAGAAGAUGGGAAGAAGAAAGGAAAGAAACAGGAUCAGUCGUCCGAAGCGGACGAUGAUGACUCGGAUUAUGGAUUGGGCCUAACCGGGCUUCUGGCUAGAAACAGACAUUCGAGAAAUAAUCGUCGGAGCAAAGAGAUGAGAUUUCCGAUGAUUGAAAAUUCCACUCUCGUCGUAGAGUCGUAGAAUAAUUAAAGAUUAUUGUGCGACGAUAUUUUUUACAAAAAAAAAGAAAAGAAAAACUUGUAAAAUAUUUAUUGACUUUUUGAGCAACGUUUAAUUACUUAACAUUUGUCGAACGUUUUGCUAUAAAUCAAUGAAAUCUCGUUGAUGACACGAAGUGUGUAUGGAGACUGAUGACAUUUUUCUUUCAUUUUUCUCCUCUUUAUCGAAUAUAUUAUUUAUUAUAUAUAUUAUCUAUAAAGCGUACAAAGAAUUAAACAGAUGAUUCAAAUAACGAUUAAGAUAAAUUUUUUUAUCUGAUGUAAAAAAAGUAUACGACAUAAAAAUAAACUUGAAAAGAUAUCUCAUCAAAUCUGAUAAACUAUUAUGAUAAAAUAUCAUAUAAAAAUAUAAAACGAAUCAUCUAUUAUCUCAGUUAGGAGGAUUGUGUAUAACAUAAGCCAUAUAGAUUUGUGCAAAUAAUAAAUCAUUUUUGCUACAUUUCCAAUAUUAAUUUCUAUCGAAAGUUUGAUGAUCAUCUCAAUUGAAUUUUAGUCUUUGAUCGUUGGACAUUUUUUUUUUUUUUUUUCCCCUCUUCCUUAAAAUCAUGUUAUUCAAAUUGUUCAACAUUCUCGUGAAAUUUUUAAUGAUACAGACUGUUUGUACCGCCAUGUACACGAAUGUAUCCCAACAAAAUUACCUUGAUAUCGAUCAGAUAGAAAUGAUUGAAAAUUUGCUGACGUUCUACGAUAUAAAAACUGGAAUUCCAUUGAAAGAAGAAUUGAUCGAUUUAAAGAAAGAUGGAUCGAUCUCUACGACCGUAUAUCGUCUGGAAUGCUUUCAUGAAUAUUACAGUUUCAGUUGUUGCAUAGGUAUCAAGUUUUUAUGGUUGAAGGGUCCAGUAUGUGUCACGGCAGGUCUUGAUCUUGAAAAUAUCGGUAUUUUUAUAAAAUUGACCUUAAAGCAAAAAUCGAUCUUCCACAAGAGUAUAUCUUUAAAAAAUCCCGAGUUCUGUAUAAAUAUUGGAUUUGGCAAAAUCCAUCUUAUCAAAUUUUGCAUUAAAAUACACGAUAUUUCUAUUUCCAAUCAUAAUCUGCAUUUUUGCAUCGACUUAAAAAUUAAAAUUUUGUUCAAAACUAAACAAAUUAAAUUCAAUUGCAUAAACAUUAAAACAAAGGGAAUUAAUUUGGAUAAUUUCGCACUGGAGCUUGAACGAUUUGAUCAGACAGAGCAACAAGUUAUCGAAUUCACCUACGACGAAGAGGAUUUGGAUCUAAAAGAUGAUCUCGAGGAUUGUAUCGAUUAUAUAUCAGCAUAUUUGAUUCCCGAAAAAGCACAAAAGACAAUUAGCGUUAAAAACUUAGAUAAGAUAAAAACUUUGUAAGAUAAAAAUUCAUUAUGUUCAUUAACGUCCAUCAAAUAGAAAAAAGAAAAAAAUACUAUAGAAGAUUUAGACGAAUUAGACUCCCUCGUUCAUUUCUUUUCUUUUUGAUUUCUAAAAAAUUAUCAAAUUGUUCGUCUGUAUAAUAAAAUAAAAGCAAUUGAUUGUUGAUUGAUCGAUUUAAGGAAUCACUCCAAAUAUAAGAUUAUUCAAAUAAAAUUUCUAUAUUACCAUA